Molecule: messenger RNA, 1672 nt
Organism: Hansenula anomala
Lineage: Eukaryota; Fungi; Ascomycota; Saccharomycetes; Phaffomycetales; Wickerhamomycetaceae
Exons: 1
Source: RefSeq, a predicted model, not a curated record
GAUGGCAUACUUGUUUUUGAUGCUUUUGUCGGUAAAAUUGUUAAAAUUCACAUUUCUAUUGUAUCUAUGUGUGGAGAUUUCAUUGCCGUUUCAAGAAUGGCUAAUAAUAAUGGGCCUACGUCACUUGCUCCAUGUCCACACUGUGUUAUAAUGAAGGAUACCAUAGAUAAAAACUUGGGUGACAUUGAUCUAGAUUUGAACUCAGAGUUAGAAGAAAGGUCUACAGUCAUAUUAGAUGAUAUCACUGAGUUCAAAAAGUUUGUUAAUAAAAGAGGUACUUUAAAGUCAAAUGGUGGCUCUGUUGUUACUAGAGGGUUCUAUAAUUUACAAAGAAAAGAUGAAAAGUUUUAUGAAGCUGCUGCAAAAUUAUUGAACUCAGUUCCAGAUGCUGAAAAGAUUCUAGGGUUCUCGAACAUAAGCUCUUUGUUUUGCCAUGACUAUGCAUUUGGUUUACAAGGAGGCUAUUCGUUAAUGUUUGAUAGUAUGCAUUAUGUUGAAAAUAUCUGCAAAAAGCUGAGAAAGAGAUUGUGCCAUAUUUAUGGAGGUUUUGUUCACCUCAAUAUUAUUAAUUACCCAAAUGAGUUUGGUGAAAUUCCCACCAGUUUUAAUAAAUCAGAUGAUAAAUCAAGAUUGGAUCAUACAACACAUUGUAAAGCUGAGCAAGAGAUGAGUUUGGUGGUAUUACUAAAUAUAAUGAUUAAUAAUGACACUAGAGCGGGAGAUCAAGCUGAAAUACAACUGCCUGGUGAUUUUAAAAGAAUUUUUGAUUUAAAUUUUUUGAUAAUCCAUGUCAUCUCAUCCUAUCACGUUUUAAAAUCAGAUCUAUCUUAUUUUGAUACACUCAUAAAGGAAUUUAUAACAAAAUAUGAAGGUGAUUUAUGCAACAGAAGUCAAGAGUAUUGGCAAGAACUCCAGGAUAAUAUAAACUCCAAGUACGGCUUGAGAGGUUCAAAGCAAAUUGAGCUUGAAAGAAUGACAUCAAUAUAUUUACACACACUUUGCCAUGUUACUGAACUGAUAAAAUUCAAAGGCCCAAUUCACAAUUACAACUCUUUCGACCUUGAGCAGUUGAUGGGUGUGAUCAAGAAGGCAUCUGCAAACGCCACGUUCAAAACACUGACCAAUAUAUCAAACAAGGCAGUUUUUUUAUAUAAUAUAAUGGAAAUUAUGAGUAUCAUCCUUCAACAAGAUGUCAACUUAAGCAAACUUGAACCGGUACAAACGUUUGAAGAAAUAUUAGACAUUUACAAAAUAAAGGCAAUAGCAUGUGAGACCAUUAAUUUGAAAAAUGAUCAAUCAUUUAAAGAUAAACUAGCUCAACUUGAAAAAAGAAGAACCGAUGAUGAUGAUUGUACUAUUGAAUUAACCUCAAAAAGUAAUAUAAAUCAAAUUACAAUCAAAGAGUCACAAAAGGUCAAGACAAAUUAUGAUUAUUUGAGAAAGAUACCUAUUGAAAGACAGCUCAGAACAACUUUAAAAGCGUACACAGAUAAAAAAUAUGAAAACUAUAAGGUGUCUGAUGAUGGCUACACAUUUGUGAAAAACUUCAAACUAAACUCAAAUAUAUUCUUACACUAUAGUGAAAGUAUAAGCCCAGUAUCAAGGUAUCCAUUGAAUGCUGAGUCAAAUAAAAUAGAAAUAACACCAUCAAAGUUCAACCCCCUACUAUGCC